This is a messenger RNA of Centropristis striata (black sea bass), 3563 nucleotides long. RefSeq names its product telomere repeat binding bouquet formation protein 1 (gene terb1). Lineage: Eukaryota; Metazoa; Chordata; Actinopteri; Perciformes; Serranidae. Bases 693 to 3155 code for a protein of 820 amino acids. The record is from RefSeq and is a predicted model, not a curated record. Gene Ontology annotation, molecular function: protein binding. Gene Ontology annotation, biological process: homologous chromosome pairing at meiosis; meiotic attachment of telomere to nuclear envelope. The transcript is spliced from 20 exons.
UAAGAGACGAUCUUUGUUUUAGACGUUGACUUGACUCACAUCGUCACCCUGUUAAAUAAUCGCCUAACUCAUUUUUUCAAGUUUUGCAGGAAACACAAAAACUUCACCAAAAGUGUAACAUAUGACAUUUGUGACGACAUGCAAGUUACAUAGUAAAUGUAUUAUUAUUUUUUUCUUCUUUUUUUAACAUACAUUUUUUAUAAUUUAUUUAUAUUAUAUUUUAUUUUAAUCGUUUUGGGGCGAUUUCUGAGCAAUUAUCAGUGUAUAUUCAGACAGAUACGUUCCUCAGGGCCACAUCUUUGAUACCCUGUUUGUUACUAUGGUAACAUGACUUACCGACGUUUUAUCAAUCAAUCAAAACUGGUCGAUUAACGCAUUGGCUGACAUUAAUAUGUUGACACCGGACCUUUGUUUAAUCAGAAUUUGGGAUGAGCUAAUUUAACGUUAUUUCUGAAGAAAAAGUUAAAGAAAAACUUUUGAAAGAGCGACGUGGUCGAAUUUAAAGUUAACGCUUGCUUAAAUAUUUUUUUUGUUAGCAAGGUUAGCUAGCUGGUGAGUUUUUUAACGUUAGCACGUUAGCAUAAACGCUUGGGCAUGAGAAUAAGAGAUAUUAUACUAGUAAUUUUAAGUUAGCCACAGUGACACUUUGAUGACAUUUAACAGUUGUUGCUUUUAAACUUCUGAGCCAUUUAAUGAGGAAAAUGGAUAAUACAGGGGUUUGCCGCAACAGCCGUAAUACUAUAAGGACCGAUCUCAGUUUGCUGCUUGAGUGUCUGAAGUUUCAGAUGAAAUGCCCUGAUUUGCAGAAACAAGCUCUUCUCACCAUUCACUCAAUCUGUGAAAAGAGAGAGGAUAAUGUGGAUCUGCUGAGAGAAAUGGGAGGAGUGGCAUUUGUAUAUAACCUCUCCAAAUCCAGUCUUGUUCGUUCAGAUGUUAAGGAGACGGCACUCUUUACUCUUGGCACCUUAGCAGAGGCCAAUGUGUAUUGCAAGAAUUCUUUGUGCCGAAAGGAGACAUUUGCAGAUCUUGCUGGUUGGUUAAUGAAAGAAGACAUCCCGCUGACACUGAAGAGAGUAUCUGUGUAUUUGCUGUCUGUGUUGAUAGCAAACAACAAAACAGGACAGACUUUAGGACAAACCACCGGCUGCCUGGAUAUUCUACUGGACCUCUUCAGGACCACAUCCCCUCUCUCCCCAGAGGCUUCACUGAGAGCAAGCAAUGCUACUCAAACCAACCAAUUUUGGGCAUCUGUGUCUAGUGCUCUCUGUGGAUGUGUCAACAACCCUCAGAAUGAGGAGGGUCAGCGAAUUUGUGUAGCCGCCUUUCCAAUAAUAAAAGUCUGGCUUCAGCAAAUUUCUUUGCCACGCACUGAAAUUUUUCAACCCAUUUGUUCCUUCAUAGCAAUGACGGUUGCCAACAACUCCUGUGUUCAGGAGAGUUUUUCUGCUGCAGGGGGUCUGGAUACUCUCACUCAUGCACUGGUUCAUCUAGCUUCUGCAGCAGAUACAAGCUUGUUGUCUUGCCAGCUUUCUGUCACUAUAUCCAAGACCCUGUCAGCCUGCAUCACAGAUAAUUCUUCUCUGGCUGCAGGUCUGGCUCAGUAUGGCUUGGUUUCCCACCUUUUCUCUCUGCUGGCUAGCCCACACCUGGACCCUGAGGACAGGCUCUCUGUUUUACUCACACUUGGCCACUGCACUGUGGCCUCUGAGGAGCACCAGUUUCAGUUGGUGCAGUGUGGAGGCCUGCCCCUUGUCAUAACCUUACUUACAGAGGAUACAAGUGAGGAGGUUAGGAAGGCUGCUACAUUCAUAUUGCAGACCUGCAAACAGGCCACCAUGUCCUUGGGAGUUCCUGACCUGAUAGCGAGACAGGGGGAGUGUGAAAAUGCGGAACUCCUUGCAAACAUGGAAGGCUUCAGGAGUUCAGCUAGAGAGCUGCGGCGCAGGAUUGACCUGCUAGAGAAGAGACAAGCAAAGGAGGCUGAGGAUGAGCAUGAAGACACAGACCCAUUAGCUUUGACCGAAGGGCUAGGACAUCCAUCUCUGCCUCCAGCCUUACCUGUGUCUCUGCAACAGAAGGAGAGUAUUAAAACCAUUCAGAACAGCACUCUUAAGAAUGUAGAAGCAGGCCGUGACAACAACAUUGAACUUCAAACUGUCAGAAACGUGAUCAAGAAUAAGAAUGAUGGUGAACCUAGAAACAUGAGCUCCAAUUUAAGUAUGCAGGAAGAAAAGGCUGAAACCAUUGGAAGGGAUGCUUGGUGCUCAGUGUGCAAGGGUACUGGAGCCCUCAUGUCUUCUUCCCUUAUGUGGUCACUAGAGGGAGGCAGAGAGCUGCCUACAGCAGACAAUCAGGUGUUUAAGCCCCCAGCAACAGUGAGGCAAAGUGUACCAAAAGAAAUUAAUUGUACUCAAGGAGAAGAGCUGCAGGGCUGUGGGAUGAGUAAGAAAAUCCAAGUGAAGGAACACUCCCUGGCUCAUAUCAGAUGUGCAGGUUGUGUGUUGCCUUUUGAGCAGGUGACCAGUCGCACUUUUACGUCUCUCCAAAGCUCCUGCCACCAUAGCUGUGACAUACACAAGGUUCUCCAGGAGGCCACAGAGCGGUUCAGGACUCAUCACUGCAACCUUCUGCACAGAAGAGAGUACCAAGACGAAAUUGUGCUGCAGACAGACCCAGACUUUGAGGAAGCUUCAGACGCAGAGCCACAGAGGGAAAACUGGAACGAGAUCAGGCUGGGAUGUAAAGGAGCAGGAAAAGGCAAGAGCUGCCUGCCAGAACAGCACUGGAAGUACAAUGGCAUCAGUUUGACGCCACUACGCAGAGGAGCUAAAAAGAAGACAUUGUCCUCUCAUAACAAGAGGGGUCCAGACUUGAUUCCCCUGAAAAGGUCUCGUCUUCCGGAAGAGAGAAGAGGAGGAAAUAAUGAGGGGAGUCUUGCUCUGAAUGACGAGCCAAGGACUACAACAGCGUCCACUGGAAGGACAAGAAAAAACUUUAGCCGUGAGGAGGUGCGUUACCUGCUGUGCGGAGUGAAGACUUAUGGCUUCUCCUGGAACAUUAUCCUGUGGUCGUACCCCUUCCAACCUGGACGCACCAAUGUCGACCUGGCCAAGAAGUACAGGCGGCUAAUGGCAACAGGACAAAAUCUCCUUUAAGUUAGACAUUUGAUAUUUCCAUCAUAAAUGGUAAGUUGCAUUUAGAUAAAUUAUCCGAUUGUUUCUUUGUCUUCAGAAAUGUAAAGACCAGGAUUCUGGCUGUGCGUAAUCCUGGCUCAGAGAUGGCCAGCCCUUUAGUACUGCAUCCUGUAAAUGAUAGUUUUGACUCUCUUCAAACUGUAUUUGGGAAAAAAAGAAAUUAUUAUCCAGUUAUUUACCCAUAAUAUAUUUUCCACUCUCUGUAGUUUUCUACUGAUUUGUAUAUGGUUUGCAUUAGGUAGUUUUUCCAGUGUUAUCAGUGUUGUGUUAAAUGUAAAAACAUUAAAACAAGUAAUGUUUUAAAUUAAAUUUCUCUGUCAGUGUUGUGUUGAACAUUUUAAAUUAUAGAUGUAGCUGCAGAUGCUAUUU